UCCCUGAAUGCAGUGAUUUGCGCGGUUUCCGCAUACCAGCCGCUGACAUUUGAAAACUGGUUCCACCUGUAUUGUUACCGACUGCAGGAAGUUCGGAGGACCAUCCCCCAAAAGUCUACUAGAUACAGCCUGGAGUUUGAAACAUUUCUCCAGGUAGGAAUCUGGAUGGUUGGACUAUUGUUUUGGCAGCCCUUUGUUAACAGAAAACACCCAAGUCAUCGUUGCAGCAGUUUCAUGGAAAUCGCAAUAAGGCUGGUGAGUGAGAGGGUGCGUGUGUGAUGGAAGAGACCUUGCGGGGCUGUCUCCCCUGUCUGCGGGGGCUGUGGGAUCGCAUCUGGCCCGAAGCCCCAACUUCGGACCCCGUCCAAAGCCGGCGACAGGUCGCUGUUAUCUCGGGUCCCUACCUGCAGUCGAAGGUCCCGGCGAGCCCGGCUCCUGCCUUGCCCCCCGAGCCUGGACCCGUCUACGCUGCUUUGUACGACUUCGAGGCCAGGACCCCAGAGGAGUUGUCGCUGAGAAAGGGAGAGAAACUGAGGGUCAUCCGGGAUGAGGGAGACUACUUAUUUGCGCAGAAAGCCACCGGUUCCAAAGCGGCUGCAGUCCGGGGCUUGGUCCCUACCAAUUAUGUGAAAGUAAUCCAGGAAAACCUUGCAAAAGAGCCGUGGUAUUUUGGAAGGAUGGGAAAAGCUGAUGCAGAAAAAUUACUUACAUCUGCCCAAAAUCAAAAUGGAGCCUUCCUGGUCCGCAAAAGUGAGGCUGAUAAUGGUGGUUAUUUGAUAUCAGCUCUAGAUGAUAAAGUGCAGCACUAUCGGAUAUUGACUUCAUCUGAGGGAUUUUUUUAUCUACACGAGAACCAAAUGUUUUCCACAAUUAGUGACCUUAUGGAAUUCUACAGAAGAAAAUGGAAGAUCUUUGGGUUUCCAUUGACAAAACCUUGUGUGAAGCAAGAAGCUUAUAAAGCUGAUGAAUGGGAAAGGCCUAGAGAAGAGUUUUCUUUGUUAAGAAAACUGGGAGAAGGUCACUUUGGAGAAGUCUGGGAAGGAGUUUGGAAGAAAAACCAACGUGUAGCAAUCAAAAUGCUUAAAAAGGAUGAUAUGAAUGCGGAUUUGUUUCUUCAAGAAGUUAAAAUUAUGAAGAGCAUCAACCAUCCAAACCUAAUCCAGCUUCAUGCUGUUUGUUCAAUUGAAGAACCUGUUUACAUUGUCACAGAACUCAUGACCAAAGGAAACCUAAAGGAUUACUUAUGUGGCGCUGAAGGUGAAACAUUAACAAUUACUCACCUUGUGUAUAUUGCUAGCCAAGUGGCAGAAGGAAUGGCUUACUUAGAAAAUCAUAAAUUUGUCCACCGAGAUUUGGCUGCAAGAAACGUUCUUGUUGGAGAAGAUCUUGUCUGCAAAGUUGCAGACUUUGGAUUAAUGAGAUUGAUCCGGGAUGAGGUGUAUACUGUCCGGGCUGGGACCAAAAUACCUGUAAAGUGGACUGCACCAGAAGCUGCAAAUUAUGACAGAUAUUCAGUAAAAUCAGACGUAUGGUCUUUUGGUGUUCUCCUUUAUGAAAUUGUGACUUAUGGCAAAGAUCCUUAUAAGGGAAUGACAAAUCAGCAAACUGUGGAUAAAAUAAACCAGGGAUACAGAAUGCCUUGUCCCAAAACCUGUACCCCAGAUAUAUAUGGAAUAAUGCUUAGGUGCUGGAAUGCAGCUGAGGAAAACCGACCAUCUUUCAGUACACUAACAGAUGAACUUAAUUCACUCUACUCUCAAUAUUAUUACAAAAACCAAGAUCAAGCUCCGGACAAAAACUGAGUUCAAGCUCCGGGAGAACACGUCUAACAUUACUACAAUUGGUGCAAUUCUGGAUGGAACUGGAUGUGAAUCAAUUCUUUACAUUUGAUUCAUGACAAUGGAUUGUUUCUCUACUUAACUUUUGACACAUUAGUUCACGACAGUGAACUAACUCCCUUCAAAUUAUGGUUGGCAGUACAAAGGGGAAAAUUUAUAGCAUAAUGUUGUUCUGUGCUGUAUUCCAUCAAGAGCAUUAAUUUACAGAAAAUAAAUAUGAAGAUACCCAUAUAAAAUAGCAGAGUAAGGAAUGGUGUAAUAAUCCAUUAAAUGUUGGUCUGCUGAUAUCAGCAAAAAUAAUUCUUAGCCUUGCAUUAGUAUUAUUAAACCCUAAAAGAAAUUGGAUAGUGAAAAUACAUAAGUAAUGUAAGAUUACUUAUAGAGGAAAUAUGAUUUUAACGACCAUCACUAACUGUAAUCGAUGGAAAGCGAGUGGGUGGACAUAUAUCAGAGACUUCCACUGCUCUUCCAACAGCCUGGGCCUAGGAUCUGUGUAACAUCUGUCCUCAAUGAAAUGGGAUCAGUCCUUUUUGUACAUUAUGGAUCCAGACCUGGCAAACCUACCCUACUUUGAAGUUUGAAGACUUGAAAUAAUUCUUAAUGCCUUUGUGCCUGUGAAUUUAAUUUUGCAUCACCUGCCAGACUGCAUGACGAAUGCAGUUAGUGAUCGAAGGCUGGCGACAAGAGAAAUGAUUAUUGCAAAACACAAGCCAACAAUCUUCCACCAUGCUCCUUUCUUUUUAUUCCAAAUGGCAAUGCCUAGUUUUGCUACUCUCACAAUAAUUGUCUUGACAGUAAGGCACAACACAAUGAAAGGAAGCCAUUCUGCUGAACAACACUUAAAAAUGUUAAUAACAAGGUAUUGCAUAACUGGAGCAUGUUUUGCUCAGUUAUUUAUAGUGGACUUUCAUUCCUUGUAAAAGUCUUCAGAUGUUUUAAGUAGCUUUCUUAAAUUUGUUGUUUAAUUCAUCAGAAAUGGAGAGAAAUUUGUAUAAUUGCAUUCUGUCAAUUCCAGGGUCUGUUCAUUGUUUUGGGCUCCAAGCAGGGAGUUGUGUGCAAGGUAAUUAGAUGUUACUGAACGGUG
Messenger RNA from Pristis pectinata (smalltooth sawfish), 2922 nucleotides. RefSeq names its product tyrosine-protein kinase Srms-like. Bases 279 to 1802 code for a protein of 507 amino acids. Gene Ontology annotation, molecular function: ATP binding; non-membrane spanning protein tyrosine kinase activity; signaling receptor binding. Gene Ontology annotation, cellular component: extrinsic component of cytoplasmic side of plasma membrane. The record is from RefSeq and is a predicted model, not a curated record. Gene Ontology annotation, biological process: innate immune response; cell surface receptor protein tyrosine kinase signaling pathway; protein phosphorylation. The transcript has 8 exons. NCBI's taxonomy places the organism in Eukaryota, Metazoa, Chordata, Chondrichthyes, Rhinopristiformes, Pristidae.